ACGACCGUCUUGAGUUCACCGAAUCCCUUCAAGUUACAAGCGAUAGCAUGGCGGCUAACGCUGGGGGCGUGCGGGAACGUCUGGACUUUUAAACAACUUAUGAAACGAGGUCACUAAAUGCAGUAGUAAUGGACGAAGGACGUGUCAUAAAGUGAAGUAUCAGCACCGCAACAAGUCCAGCGAAAGUGGAAGCGCGCGCUUUUAACAUGGCUACCCGAGAGACGAGGCAGUACCGACGGGCCACGAUGAUGAUCAAGCAGGAGCAGGACGACGACUCUGACGCAGAGGAGCCCACUAUGUCGUUCAAGAAAUCAGACGGACGCGAGUCGCAGAUCAUCCACAGCGGUCAUUUCAUGGUGUCUUCUCCUCACACCGAUCACCCGCCGAAGAAAGGUUACGACUUCGACACUGUAAAUAAACAAACCUGCCAGACGUACCACUUCGGGAAGACUAGCACGUCGCAUCUCUCCAUUGAUGCUUCCCUGACGAAGCUCUUCGAGUGCAUGACGCUCGCCUACAGUGGAAGGUUGGUGUCACCAAAAUGGAAGAACUUCAAAGGCCUCAAGCUGCUGUGGAGAGACAAGAUUCGCCUCAACAACGCUAUAUGGAGAGCCUGGUAUAUGCAGUAUGUAGAGAAGAGACAGAACCCUGUUUGCCAUUUUGUCACUCCAUUAGAUGGAAAUAUGGACUCAGGAGUGCAUCGACCAACGGAGGCAAUAGCAACAGAAGGAAAGUACUGGAAAAGGAGAAUUGAAAUCGUCAUCAGAGAAUAUCAUAAAUGGAGAACAUAUUUCAAGAAAAGAUUACAGAAGCACAAGGAUGAAGACCUGUCCAGCCUUCUCAAGGGUGCGGAGGAACAGUUUUCACUCUUUGGGGAAGUGUGUCCAGACACCUGCCGUGUCUUCUACCAGGAUGAGGAUGUCAGCGUGGGGGGCCGUCGUAGGUCCCGCAGGAGUCGUGAUUCGCCCAUUCCGAUGGAGAUGGAUUCGCUCUUCGACAUGGACGUGCUCAUGUCUGAAUUCUCAGACACGCUCUUUUCCACGCUGGCCUCUCAUCAGCCUGUCGCGUGGCCCAAUCCGAGGGAGAUCGCCCACGCAGGUAAUGCAGAUAUGAUCCAGCCAGGCCUCAUCCCGCUGCAGCCCAAUCUGGACUUCAUGGACACUUUUGAGCCUCUGCAAGAUUUGUUUCACACCCUGCGUCAGCCAGCCUUCCCCUCCACCUCCCCUACCACCCCAGCAGUCACUCCCUUAACCAGCAGCAGCUCCCAAACACAGGCUCCCCUGCUGUCGUCCAUGCCGCUCUCCACAGAGCUUUCCUCUCUGCCGCUGGACUACCGUCUCAUCCCCUCCGCUCCUUUGCCCAGCCACCUCUCAGUCGCCAGUCAGGACAAUGGUACCUCCGUCGGUCCGUCCUACCAACAAACUUACAUGCCUCUAUUCCCAGAGCAGGUGACCCCAUCCGUCCCCCCUCUCCUGCCACCGCCGGCUCCUCCUCUCCCGGCAGCCCCACAGCCUCUCCAGUGCGGAGGCGUUUCCACCGUCACUACAGUCCCCCAGCCCGUCCCGAACAUCCCGCCUCCAUCCGUAAUCACGCACACUGCCCCCUCCACUGUAACUCCCACUGAUGCGGCCACUACCUUCAGUCACAGAUCAAGCUUUGAGCUGCCCGCUGCUCCGUCUCCACAGCCUGCGGCCUCCGCCUCACUCAGCUCACAGCCGGUCAACUUCGCCUUGCCCAAAUCCAUUCUGCCUCCUGUCUCUAGCAAAAAGACCAGACACACACAGAGACCGAUUGUCCCGGCCAACCCGCUGCCGUCUCCACAGCUCAUACUCACAGGUCCCACCAGUGCUGUCAUUGUCACUCCGUCCCCUCUCAACUCUGAUGUUGUCCCCACCACCGGUAUGGUCAUUGCCUCCUCCAGUAUUUCUUGUGGUUCUGCUGGUUUUCAUAUUCUCCCUCAGACGCAGAAGUCGCCGCAACUAAUCGUACCCAAAGAGGAAACUGCCACAACUAUAUCCAACAACAAGACGGCAGUACAGUCAGCAAGUGCAGCGCAUGACGGACGAAUCUCAGGUCAAGGGUCGCCUUUGGGAGUAGAACGGGUACCGAGCCCUCAGUCGCCCCUCAACCCCUGCACAGGCAUGGGCAAAAACGAGGCCAGUCAGGGGGAACUAACAACUGUCUUAACUGGCCAGCUGAGCAAGAGCCGCAGAGUGAAUCACAUAUCUGCUGAGCAGAAGAGGCGAUUCACCAUAAACGCCUGCUUCAAGACGUUGUGCAAUCUUGUGCCGACUCUCAGGUCUCAAUCAAAUAUUAGUAAUGCUGCCACACUUCAGAAGACCGUUGACUACAUCGGCAAACUGCAGCUAGAGAGACAACAGAUGCAGGAAGAGACCAAGAGACUACGAGAGGAGAUCGAGGAGCUGAAUGCAUCUAUAAGCUUAUGUCAGGAACAGCUUCCUGAUACAGGGGUUCCCGUCACACGCCAUCGCUUCGACCACAUGAGGGAGAAGUUUGACGACUAUGUGAAGAACAGAACUCUUCAGAACUGGAAAUUCUGGAUUUUUAGCGUCAUUAUUCAACCUCUGUUUGAGUCUUUUAAUGGCACAGUGUCUACCACCAACAACACAGAGCUGUGUGAAACCACCAUGCAGUGGCUGGAUCGCUACUGCGCCCUCCCAGUCCUGCGACCGAUGGUCCUCAGGACGUUACGACAGCUCUGUACCAGCACCUCCAUCUUGACCGAUCCCUCACUUCUGCCUGAGGAAGCUAAAAAGGCUGCUCUCAACCCCAAAAAACAUUCCUCAGGAUCCUAGUUUUAACACUCUGAAAUGUGAUUUUAGUUUUUAUUUUCCUGGGCAUAUCAGUCUUCAAGGAGCCUUGACAGCAACACUUUUUGCCUCCGGUGAAGUCUGCGAUUUGUUGUUACUCAUUGAACUCACUGGACUCCACUCAAGACUGGUGGAAAUGCAGGAGAGCUGCUUGAUUGACUGCUUUAAAUCUGUUGAUAGAAGUGUUGUGGGCAUGAAAUGGACAUCUCUACGUACACGGUCAAACACCUUUUGUAUGUUCUCCUUAUGUACAGGAAGGAUACUUCAUUAGCAUUUACCUAAAUGGGACAGUUUUAAAAAAGAACAAGCCCCUUUUUUCACAUUUGAAAAUGGAUUUAUUUUAAAAAGACAAACCAAAGGCUCUCUCUCUCUCUCUCUCUCUCUCUCUCUCUCUCUCUCUCUCUCUCUCUCUCUCUCUCUCUCUCUCUCUCUCUCUCUCUCUCUCUCUCUCUCUCUCUCUCUCUCUCUCUCUCUCGUUUACAUUCAUACUUGUGUUUCUCAGACUUCGAUGUUUAACUAGAGCUGUUGCCUUUAGACCUACAGAUUUUUACCUCUCAGGGUUUUUUUUUUUUU
Molecule: messenger RNA, 3404 nt
Organism: Labeo rohita (rohu)
Lineage: Eukaryota; Metazoa; Chordata; Actinopteri; Cypriniformes; Cyprinidae
Gene: mlxip
Product: MLX interacting protein
Exons: 18
Coding region: 207-2816 (869 amino acids)
Biological process (GO): regulation of transcription by RNA polymerase II
Cellular component (GO): nucleus
Molecular function (GO): protein dimerization activity; DNA-binding transcription factor activity, RNA polymerase II-specific; RNA polymerase II cis-regulatory region sequence-specific DNA binding
Source: RefSeq, a predicted model, not a curated record